This is a messenger RNA of Echinops telfairi (small Madagascar hedgehog), 939 nucleotides long. RefSeq names its product olfactory receptor 6C76-like. Gene Ontology annotation, cellular component: membrane. Gene Ontology annotation, molecular function: G protein-coupled receptor activity; olfactory receptor activity. The record is from RefSeq and is a predicted model, not a curated record. Lineage: Eukaryota; Metazoa; Chordata; Mammalia; Afrosoricida; Tenrecidae. Gene Ontology annotation, biological process: G protein-coupled receptor signaling pathway.
AUGAAAAAUCAGUCUUCUGUGAAAGAGUUCAUUCUACUGGGAUUAACAGAUGACCCAGACAUCAACAUUUUGAUUUUUCUGUUUUUAUUUUUCACAUAUAUACUGAGUAUAACUGGAAACCUGACGAUUAUCAUUCUUACUCUGGUUGAUUCCCACCUCAAAAGUCCCAUGUAUUUCUUCCUUAGGAAUUUCUCCCUUCUGGAAAUCUCAUUCACAACAGUUUGUAUUCCUAGAUUUUUGGUCAGCAUUCUUACAGGAGACAAGACCAUUUCCUAUCAUGCUUGCCUGGCCCAGGUUUUUUUCUUCAUUCUCCUUGGUUCAACAGAAUUUUUUCUCCUGACUGUUAUGUCCUAUGACCGUUAUGUGGCUAUCUGUAAGCCAUUGCAUUAUACAACAAUCAUGAGCAGCAGACUCUGCAUCCGGCUUGUGGUUGGUUCUUGGGUUGUUGGGUUUCUUAUAAUCUUCCCACCUGUGAUCAUGGGGCUCCAACUGGAUUUCUGUGACUGCAACGUCAUUGAUCAUUUUGUCUGUGACUAUUCUCCUAUGCUGCUGAUCUCCUGCACGGACACAGCGUACCUACAGCUGAUGGGAUUUAUCAUUGCAAUUGCUCUUAUAUGUACGUUAUCACUGGUAAUUCUUUCCUAUGCGUUCAUUCUUAGAACAAUUCUGAAAAUUCCCUCUGCUGAACAGAGAAAAAAGGCUUUCUCCACCUGUUCUUCGCACAUGUUUGUUGUCUCCAUUUCUUACGGAAGCUGCAUUUUCAUGUAUGUAAAGACCUCAGCAGAAGAAGGACUUGCUUUCAGCAAAGGCGUAGCAGUGCUGAAUACUUCUGUGGCUCCAAUGUUAAAUCCCUUCAUUUACUCCCUAAGGAACCAACAGGUAAAACAGGCCUUUAAGACCUUACUGAAAAGGUGUUUCUCAAAUAAAUGUCAGCUAUAA